GUGACAUGUAAUCGAUGCACCUGGAGCCGUGAGCUCCGAUGCUCGAGCAUAUAUCCCACGUAACAGCCCCUCUGCAGCCAUUUUGGCUCAAGCGGCUGCCGGGGGAGGCCAGCCGAGCGCCCCUGCGUGCAUCUGCCGACAUGCUGCGUCGGCGCGCCUCUUUCGACAUCGGCUCUGGGGCCACGAAGUUGAUGGUAGCCGACGUUGAGUUGGGCCCACCAGCUCGCAUCAUGGAGGUGCAUUUCGCGCAGGAGGUGCCCGUGGGCUUCAUGAUGGCGCUGAGGCAGAGUGGUGACGGGACCCUGAGCCCGGCCAUCCAGGACCAGGGCAUGGAGGUUAUGAGGGCGCUCGUGGCGAAGUGCCAGGAGCUGGCCGUCGGGGCUGGUUCCCGCUGCGCCGUGGCCACGGAGGUUUUCCGCAAAGCCAGCAACGGCGCGGACUAUCUGAGACGGGUGAAGGAGGAGCUGGGGCUCGAGGCGCCCAUCGUCACACAGGAGGCGGAGGCGCGGCUCGGCUUCCUGACCGCCGUGGCGCUCCAGGGCCGGCAGGAGGAGGAGGUGGUCUGCUGGGACUCUGGCGGCGGGAGCUUCCAGGUGACCUCGACCGACCCUUGCGGCGGUCCGCUGCGCACAUUCCUCGGGGCACUCGGCUCCGGCAACUCCCUCGCGAUGCUGGUCGAGGACGUGCAGCGCCACUCGUUCGCGGAGCACCCGUCGCCCAACCCGGUGAGCGGCGUGGAUGCUGCGGCUCUCGUGGCCAGGAUGAGAGCCUGCCUGUCCGAGCCGCCGUCUUGGCUGAGGGGAGCCCGGGUGACGGCCAUCGGCGGCCCCAAUUCCAUGUUCCAGCUGGCAGCAGACAUCCUCGGUUCGUCCACGUACACGGGCGACAACGUUCGGGAAGCGCUGGGCCGAGUGGUCGGCCGCACCGACGGCGACCUGGCGACGAGCUACUGCCAGGGCGACGACCGCGAGCCGCCCUCCCUGUGCGUGCCGAAGAUCUGCCUGCUGCUGGCCGUCGUCGAGCACUGCGGCCUGGCGGAGGUCUCCUUCCAGCAGGCCAUCGGCUCCUGCGCCGGGCUGCUCAUCAGCGGCGAGCGCUACGCGGAGGGGUGCUGAGCCGCCUCCCCGCCAGGCGCGUGCGGGCCAGGCGCGCGCGGGCGCGGGCGCGGCGGCCCCGCCCAGCGCCGGCCUCGCCCGCGGGCGCCGCCGCCCCUCGCGCGGAGGCACCGCUGGGCAACAGGGCGCUGCCCGCGCGCGUGCACCGGCGGCGGGGUCGUUGCAGUAUUUUCAUGCCCGGCGCUGUCGCCCAGUGUCGGGCCCCUUGGUCAAGCAGUGGCGAAUGCCGGGACGGUCGGUACCUGCUCAACCCUUGGCCCAGCACAGACCGUCCCGUUUACGCACCCGCAGCGUGUUGGCAAUACCCGUGAGUGCAGCUACCUGUCUCAAUCUUCCAGCAAGUCCCAGGUGCCGCGCGGACCUUUCUGAUCAAGAUGCGUGGUUCGAGCGGGCGGUUGUCGUUG
This is a messenger RNA of Prorocentrum cordatum, 1519 nucleotides long. NCBI's taxonomy places the organism in Eukaryota, Dinophyceae, Prorocentrales, Prorocentraceae. The record is from the annotation of a GenBank genome assembly.